AGAAGGGAAUUCCAAGGAGAUUGGUGGCCCUUUUCACAGAGUAAGCAUUUUCCACAGGCGGGGUUAUGCCAACCAUUAAAUGACUAAUGUAUAAUUAGGCGGCUGGAUACUUAUAGUUGUCAUGUCCCUGGUGCCAGGGGAGUCCAGGACGACUGUGAAGGAGUGAGCAUCGAGGGAGGUUAGGCUUGGUUGACCAAGCCAUUUAUGUCUGUAUUUGUUUUUGUGUUCAGCUUUUGUGUUGGCAAUCUCAGCAGACAAGUGACUUAGCAGUGCAGACGGUGUGGUGGCUCUCCCUUAUGGCUUUUACAGUGAGUUUAUGGUAGAAGGUGCUGCCAGCCAGAAGGCCUGCUGUAAGGACACAAGUUGGACAGAAAGGGAGUGCUAGGAAAGGGAAAUUUAACACACUUCCUGUUCUGCUGUGGUGAAGAACAAGUCUUCUUGCCUGGGCCGGUUUAUCUGCUCUGUCCAUCUCUGCCUGGGGAAUUCUUUGAUGCUGAGCUGAUCAGAAGGUUAGAGUCUCCUUAUCGACUCCAUGCUUACCUCUGUUUGUUUUUAUUCCGAAGUUUGCUCUCUUAUUUUGCAAUAACCCACAGGGUGCUGGGUGUUGCGCCAGCCGUGCCUCAAUGAAGGAUCUUCAUUCAACACCUUUCCCUUCUCGUCACACCAGUCAAUGCGACUCCUGCGUUUUCCAGCAGCAUUCACUACGCAGUCCAGACUUUAGUCAAGCCCUGGUCGGAGGACAGAAAGGCUACCAGACCUACCGGGAUCUACCAUGGGAUCUUCAAAAAAUACAUCAACCAGCCAUCAAAAUAAGACAUCUCGAGCCGUGGAAAAUUGCUCUAAUUGUUAUUGGAACAGCAUUGGCAGCAGCCAUCACCAUUGGUCUCCUAGUUUAUUUUCUGGCAUAUGAUCAGAAGCUCUUCUAUUACAGUGGCAACAUAAAAAUCACCAACAUCCAGUACAGUAACGAAUUGUCCAGAGAGACCUCAGGAAGGUUUAGAGACCUGAGCGAGAGGGUUGAGAGACUGAUGGACAAGACAUUUCACAAUUCCAUUUUAAGAAAGAAGUACAUCCGCUCACGCUUAGUCAGAGUGAGCCCAGAUGCUGAUGGCGUGGUGGCAGAAGCUUUGCUCACGUUCUGGUUCUCUGCCACGGAUUGCAAAGAAGCGCUGCGCAAAAGAGUUGAAAGGAUCUUAUGGAGGGGUCUGAAAAAAUACACUGGGCCCCUGCGGAUAGAUGUCAGAUCUUCUACUGUCUCAACUGUGGAGAGGAGGAGAGCAGAAGCAAUCUUCAAUGACAUCUGCGGGUUACGGCAGAAUAGAUCAGUCAAGUCAAUAGCAAAAGCAACAUCCUUGCGAAUAGUUGGAGGAUUGUCUUCUGCAGAGACUGGAGACUGGCCUUGGCAAGCUAGUUUGCAGUACAAUAAUGUCCAUCGCUGUGGUGCAACGCUCAUCAGCAACACAUGGCUUGUAUCUGCCGCUCACUGCUUCAGAGAAAUGAGUCACCCUCACAAGUGGACUGCUACUUUUGGAGCUCUUCUGAAGCCACCAACCUUGAAACGAUCAGUCAAGACUAUUAUUAUUCACGAACUGUAUCGCUACCCAGAACACGAUUAUGACAUUGCACUUGUGAAGCUCUCUAAACAAGUUGAGUUUACGAGUAACAUACACCGUGUUUGCCUGCCUGAGCCAUCUCAGACUUUUCCAUAUAAUAUUUAUGCUGUCAUCACAGGCUGGGGAGCACUUACCAAUGACGGUCCAACUCCUAACGCUCUUCAGGAAGCAACAGUGAAACUUAUAGACUCAGAUACUUGCAACAGAAAAGAAGUGUAUGAUGGGGACAUAACACCCAGGAUGCUGUGUGCUGGGUACUUGGAAGGAGGAGUAGAUGCUUGUCAGGGAGACUCUGGGGGACCACUGGUUACUCCAGAUUCUAGACUGAUGUGGUACCUCGUGGGAAUAGUGAGCUGGGGAGAUGAAUGUGCCAAGCCAAACAAACCUGGAGUUUACACACGAGUGACUUAUUUCCGUGACUGGAUUACCUCAAAAACUGGCAUCUAAUUCCAAAAUCAAAAAUGGAUAUAAUUACAUAGGUUACAUGUUAACUCAUAAUUGUCUGUAUGUCUUGUGAAAUGUUAUUUUUUUUAAAGUAUAUGUAUUCCUAUUAGUUUUGGUCAAAGCAAGUUUUGCCUGCAUCUUUGCUGUCAGAGAUCCUAAGCUCUUGUGAAUUUAUGCUAAACGUGUGAGAUUGCUGUCCUCAUCUUCGAGCUUUGAAGCGUUCUCAUUUUUAUCAGAAAUUAUAAACAGGUGUUAUUAAACUAACAUUUAAAAGCUAGCAAUUUACCUCCUUAAUAAACACAAACAUUUUUUCAGGAAAUAAGAAUUUUUCUUCAGAUAUGCCUUAAGUCUGGAGAUGUCUACACUCUAAGCAUAAAGGAAGCUGAACCUUCUUCCUCCAGUGAAGCAAAUAUUGUCACAGCUGUGUUUCUAGGAAAGUGAACCCUUGAUUAUUAUUCUUGUUGGAGAUCAUCAUUUGCACAGACUGCAUCUGAGACCCUGGAUACUCACCCUGCUCAGUGGUCUUCAUAGCUAACAGUGGAUCCGCCAGGACUGAGGGUAGGUCCUAACGAAGGAAGAGGAGGAUUUCUGUGCUUGCGGUUAGUUCAGUGGGACAAGACAGAAGUUUGAUGUUCUUGUUAUAAAGCACAUUCUUUAAUAGAAAAAAUUUGGUAGAUAUUAUGAAGUUCAAGUUACACGAAAAUGCUACUGUAAAAGUGCUGUAUCGCAACACUGUGCUGCUACUUCUGAAUCCCCUUCUCUACAGACUGUUCAACUCGCAACAUGCGAAUGAUACAGAAGCACUAGCUCUACCAAACUUUAUUUGUAACGUGUGACCCCACCAACAAGCUCACUGGAAUGCAACCCAGCAUAUAAAUUUAUGCUCAAGGAAAAUAAGUGCUCGCCACACAUAGUCUGGGAUCUACCUUUUUACUUCAAGUCAAGAAAUAGUGUGCUUUCCAAGGGCAUACCAGCCAGCAACAGUAAUCUCACUGCGAAGAAAAUAAAUAGCGAUAAACCAUCUUGCUUCACUGAUGGAUUAAUUUCUGCCACGGAUAAAUAUGAUCCUGUCUUAUGAGUCUGAAGAGCAGUUUCAUAUUGAAGAACAGUCCAGAUGAAAACUUCAGAGUUAAUGCUACCCUUAUGUGCAGAUUAAGCACUUUUCCUACCUCUUUGCACAUCUACUAGACUGCUGGUGGAAGGGAGUCCAGUGACAUGACUGUUCCCUACAGCCCAGGCCUUCAAUAUAUGGUGCCAAAAUGUCAAUCCAGUACUGUCUCCUUCUGCUGUCUUUGAAUGGCCACAGGACUGCUUUUAGGCUGUGAAUACAGGACUCACGGGAGUCUGUACGAGACAUGAAAGAAGCUGCAAUCCCCACAGCUAAACUUAAAACAACUGAAAAUCUCUCCAGAGCAUCUCACCUCCUCUUCUGCUCAGGACUGGGUCUCUCCUCAGCCUUUCUACUGUGCAAGCUCUGUAAUAAUCAGAAUCCAUGGGAAUAGGAUGCUUAGCAUUUCCUGAAAACUCAAACCCUGAACGAAAAUGUACACAUCCUAUGCAGAAUCCUUAAAUCCUGUGUUGAAGCCUUAAAGGGGUGGGAGAGAGAUCGUCUUAUUUUUCAGCUCCUUCCAGUCUUUUUUUCUGUAUAUUUGAAUUUUAGUUAAAAAAAAAACACCACAAGACAACAAAACAAACAACCGUCAAAAAUGAAGAUGCCUUGUCUCAGAAAGAAUUCAGCUUUGCUUUGGAAAUAAUAGUAUCUUUCUUCUGAUUUUCCAUGUUCAUUUAAAAAUGAAAAGGAUCUUGGGACAGUUAGGAGGAUAGUCAGAUGCAGCAAAUCUGUUUCCUUAAUUUAUUGAUGAAGUUUGUAAUUUAUGCACUUUUGAGUUGCUGCUAUUUUUAAACUAAGAAUUUACUCUGGGCUAAAUACAAACUGUAGAGUUUAGGAUUAGGUCACUUGGGAACACUGUUUACUUGUAGUGUUCAGGUCCCACUUCUGUAACAGAAUGGGAAAAAGAAAUUACACCUAGUUUUUUUGUGCCUCUUAUUGUUUUGAAGCUGAAAGCCCUUCCUUAUAAUCAGCAGAUGAACUGCAAUUGAAAGUAAACUGUAGUUCACUUUCACAGAGAUGUAAGGCUUUGUUUUCCACUUAAAUCUACCAUUUUGCCUACAAAUGGAGGGGCAGCAAUAAGGGGUCAAGGCCCGGGUUAUCUAUAAUCCAUUUAAACUGGUUCCUACCUCACACUGAAAGUAACAUGUAUUUAAUACCUUUAAAAUGAGAAAGGCAGCCUUUAUUUCAGGUUUUAUUGUGAGAGGCCAAACAGCCAAGAGGCGUGUGGGAGAAUGUCUACCUUACUCAGGGAGUCCUGAGCCAGCCAGAUGCACUUUUCUUCACAAACUUUUAACUGUCUGGCCUGGGUUUGUCUUAUACUCCAUGUCAGUGUUUUAUUUAUGAAGACUCUGUUUUCUGCUGUAGAAUUAAACAAAGAGAGAGAGACUAUUGUGUGAUUAAGGAAAAAGAUUUUUAAAAACAUUUUAUUGUUGUUAAGAUUUAGUCAGGAUUUGAAUGAUAUAAAGGUAAUAUAUUUCAUAACAUUAAAUGUAUUUAAAGACAAUUGCUCCUUUUUUGUCCUUUCUUCUUUAAUAAUAACUAUGGUGAAA
Molecule: messenger RNA, 4718 nt
Organism: Coturnix japonica (Japanese quail)
Lineage: Eukaryota; Metazoa; Chordata; Aves; Galliformes; Phasianidae
Source: RefSeq, a predicted model, not a curated record